UUAAAACUCGAUGAGGUUUGUGGUCAAUCAUUUGAAGGCGAAGGAUAAGUAAUUUCUCGAUUUCAUUGGCUGCCAAAUUUCUCUGUGGCAUCUGAUAUUAAAUCAUUCGGAGAAACAUUUUACAUACGUUGGCGACUAGAUCUACAUGGUACUGAGAAAUCGAUUGAAAAGGAUUUGAAUUUCCUCUGUUAACUGCAAAAGUGAUCCCAAAUGAUAGUUACUUCAACAAAAGUGAGAGAUUAUCCCAGUGGAAAGAUUGAAAAUAUUUCCUUGGUCAGGCUAAAAUAUUCUGUCACCAAUUAGGAAUAGUUUGAACUUCCGUCGAAGGAAUGGCUCGUGCAGCAAGAGUUGUAAAAUUCUUUCACAAGGUGCUUUGUGCUAUGAUGUGUAAGAAUUUCAAGUUGAGAAGAUGCGACCAGGGAACAUUCUGUUUUUCCCAGCUGAGAUGCAAAACGAACUUCAAGCGGUUUUUACCAGGAAAGAAUUUUCUGACCAGAGCUGACAAGCAUUUGAGAAGCGAUCAAGAGAUCUGUCUUCCAUCUGCACGAGAAGUGUUAGAGCCAAUUUACGUCACAGAAAUCACGCGAAACUUCCCAUCAGAAAUUUUGAUGCCUUUUGCUUCAGCGAGGAAUGAGUUGAACGAAAUUAAUUUUUUUCGCAAAGGAAACCACGAUAAAUAUCUUCUUAGAGAAUCCGAUAUUUCACCUGAUUGUGAUGAGAAUGUAAUAACUGAGAUUUUUGCGUGGGUCUACAGAAUGGAAAUUAAAGAGCAAGACUUUUCUAAUGAUUUAUCGGCUACUGCAUCUGUUCACAAGAAUUGAUUUCUCGGAGGAAAAAAUGGAAACUAUGCAACUAAUUGCUGCAAUUUUAUGUAUUUACAGGAUUUCUGCCUGCGAUUGGUCUUCCGGUGAUGCUUUUGUAGCCCACCAACUAAUAACACUUCAUUUGAAAGAUACCAUAGUGUAGCCGGGAGUUGUAAAUAAGGUCGGGCUGACUACAGAUUAGCCCUUGAACCAAAUGAGUUAUUACUACUUAUAGAAUGACUGCUGUUUCACAACCUGUAAUUUUAGCAAUUGGAAAAUAUUUAAUUAGAAAGUUUUUUUUUUCUCAUUCCUCUCUUUUAUUUAGAUUUUCAAAAUUUGUACGAUUUGAAUCAUUAAACUUUUCAGGGAGGUUACGUACAGAUUUCUUACAUUUUCACUGUUCAGAUCAUUUGUUUCAGCCAAACAGAACAUUAUCCAUAGUCAAUCGUUAAUUUUGGGAGAUCUCAAAACAGCUGAAAUUUAGCAUAAUUAGCAACUUUUCAAGCACCCUUCUUUGAAGCAAUAAACUUAGGAUUUGAAA
Molecule: messenger RNA, 1344 nt
Organism: Stylophora pistillata
Lineage: Eukaryota; Metazoa; Cnidaria; Anthozoa; Scleractinia; Pocilloporidae
Source: RefSeq, a predicted model, not a curated record